UACCCAAAGAGUCCAUCCGCCAUUCACUUUCUUCCUCUCCCUACAAUCCUUUCAAAAAACCAGAUUCGUCCCCGACUAGUGAACGAUAACACGAAAUUGGCCCUUGAUUCGUCAGCAAUCGUUUCGAUAUUUCGAACAGUCCUUCCUCCCUGUCUGUCGAUACCACCUUACGUCCGGUAGUUACCUACAAAUCUACCAAAGCCGCCACAGCAUGACUUCGAAAAAGCGCGUUGCGGAUCACCAGAUCAACAAGGACGAGUACGAAAACCGUCAAGCACGGACGCUCAGCGAUGCGGACGAAGACGAGGCUCGACAGCGACCCGACGUCUUUGUCCGCGCCGACGCCGCUACGAUCCAAUCCCGACGUCGUCUCAAAGUUGCACGGAAUGCCGACGGCUCCGUUGUGACUCUUCCAGUCCAAAAGAAUCCCUUUGCCAACGUCACCUUGGGAUCGGCGGCGUCCGGGGACACUGCUCCAGACGCCAAACCGCAACCCACGAACGUUGUUGCUACUACUACUACUACUACCACCACCGCCACCACCACUGCGGCACCGGUCUUUGGAGCUUCCACUGCGUUCCGCGGAUUUGGGACCGUCGUUCCUGCCACCACCGCUACGAACGGAUUCCCUACGACUCUUCCCAAUACCAACCUUUCCAACAGUGAAGGGGGCGUUGGUACCGCCACUACCGAUAACAACCAGAGUAGCACUGUCGAUGCCAUUAGCACCAACUCUGGAUCCGGUGGUAGCGUCUUUGGUAGUUUUGCGGGCUUCGGUAAUGCUGUCAACCACAGCAAUAGCAACGGUAGCAGCAACGCAUUCUCCUUCGCUCACACCGUUGCUACCGCUACCGACAACAAGGCCGAGCAUCACGAUGAUAAGAACACGGCCGGUGCCACAUCACCUCCGACCAAUAUCAAUAAACCCCAGGCGGAAAGCAAAUCGACCAGUCCGGACAAAGCUGCCAUCAAAGCAACAACCGCUCCUUCCGCACUUUGGCCUUCAUCAUAUCAGGUCACGUCGGGGGAAGAAGACGAGCUGGUGAUAUGGGAACAACGCUGUCGGACCCACCGUUGGGGAACUUCAACCAGUGCUGCGCCAUCACAAUUUCCCGGCGCCUCAGCAACGGUGGCACCGCCCUCGGUCCCGCCGAGUCACAAUGCGUUAGUUCCGCCCGUCGCCGACUCCACCACGACUACAUCUUCUCCAGACUCGGAUUCCCACGUAAAUCACGCUCAUCCCGACGGUACAACGGCGGCAGCAACCACCACUGUCUCCUCUUCUUGGCAAGAAGUUGGUGUAGGUCCCUUGCGUGUUUUACAAAAUCCAGUCACUCAGCACGUGCGCCUCGUCCAGCGUCGUCAGGUCGAUCCCAGCGGACCCGUCACCAUUUUGCUCUGGAACGUACCGGUCUGGCGGGAAAGCGUCGUGGCGAGGCCCUCCGACAAGCACGUGCAAAUUACCACCCUCGAUCCCGCCACCAAAGCCACCCGCGUCCUCCUCGUCAAAGUUGGACUCGCGACCGAAGCGGCCAAGCUCGCCGUCACGCUCGAGAACUACAUGGCCUCGGCGCACGCCAAAUCCUUCGUCAGCAGCGCCAGUACUUCUCUUUCUGAUGGAAGCGAUGCAACCAAGCCGGCCGAGAAAAAAGAUGGCCAAGUAGCAGUGUCGGACAACGAAAGAGCGCCCAUCGAGAAAGGCUCUCUAGCCGAUACCAUCCCGGAUGAAAAGGAGAAGGCUACAUUGGGAUGAAGGUACUGGUAAUAAGAAUAAUAUAGAGUCCGUGUUGAACGAAGU
This is a messenger RNA of Phaeodactylum tricornutum CCAP 1055/1, 1798 nucleotides long. RefSeq lists its product with no specific name. Lineage: Eukaryota; Bacillariophyta; Bacillariophyceae; Surirellales; Neidiaceae. The record is from RefSeq and is a predicted model, not a curated record. Gene Ontology annotation, biological process: intracellular transport. The transcript has a single exon. The coding region runs from base 212 to 1753 and encodes 513 amino acids.